Amphiprion ocellaris (clown anemonefish) is the source of this 2691-nucleotide messenger RNA. RefSeq names its product ceramide synthase 3a (gene cers3a). The record is from RefSeq and is a predicted model, not a curated record. Gene Ontology annotation, molecular function: sphingosine N-acyltransferase activity; DNA binding. Lineage: Eukaryota; Metazoa; Chordata; Actinopteri; Pomacentridae. Bases 91 to 1278 code for a protein of 395 amino acids. Gene Ontology annotation, biological process: ceramide biosynthetic process. Gene Ontology annotation, cellular component: membrane. The transcript has 12 exons.
CAACUGACAUUACCUGCUCUAUCUGGUAGCACUGACAGUGGAAAGGUGGCCAUUGCAGGACCAUAGCAGGAUUUACAUACAGGAGGAAUCAUGGACACAUUAUAUGAGUGGUUCUGGUGGGACAGAAUCUGGCUGCCUGAGGGCCUGACAUGGGCUGACCUGGAAGAUAAAGAAGGUCGAGUUUAUGCCAAAGCCUCACAUCUUUACGUCACUGUUCCCUAUGCCUUCGUCUUUUUGCUCAUCAGAUACCUGUUUGAAAGGUGGAUAGCAACAUCUCUCGCGGUCUCUGCUGGAAUUAAGCAGAGAGUCCAUGUAAAACCUGAGGACAACACCAUCCUGGAGCUCUACUAUACUACUCAGGGUAGAAAUCCUGCUUCGGCAGACAUUGAUGGGCUCUCUAAGAAAAGCAGUUUGUCAGUCAGACAAGUGGAGCGCUGGUUCAGAAGAAGACGCAGACAGGACUUUCCUGGAGUUCUAAAGAAAUUCAGAGAGGCCAGUUGGAGGUUUGUCUUCUACUUGUCUGCGUUCAUCGGAGGAAUAGUAGCGUUGUAUGAUAAAGAAUGGCUUUAUGACACAAAGGAAGUAUGGACAGAUUUUCCCAAGCAGUCCAUGCUAGAGUCUCAGUACUGGUAUUAUGUGUUGGAGAUGAGUUUCUAUGGCUGUCUGCUCUUCAGUGUUGCUUUUGACGUCAAAAGAAAGGACUUUAAGGAGCAAAUCAUCCACCACUUGGCCACACUAGUCCUCUUAUCAUUUUCCUGGUGUGUCAACUACAUCCGUAUAGGAACAUUGGUCAUGCUUGUCCAUGACGCUUCUGAUGUUUUACUGGAGUCUGCCAAAUUAUUCAACUACGCCAAAUGGGAGAAAACCUGCCAAACACUUUUUGUGUUGUUUGCCAUCGUGUUUCUGAUAACACGACUGAUCAUCUUUCCAUUUUGGUUAAUCCACUGUACCUGGGUGUAUCCUGUGCACCACUACCCAGCCUUCUUCGGCUACUACUUUUUCAAUGUGAUGCUGGUCCUCCUUCUCUGUCUUCACAUAUUCUGGGCCUACCUCAUUCUCUGCAUGGUCAAGAAAUUCGUGUUUGGCACUUUAACUCGAGAUGAGAGAAGUGACAAUGAAGAGGAAGAAGGGGAAGAGAGCAGCCCAACGGAGGAUGAAGGUGAACAACAAAACAAGCCUGUCAAUGGACUGUCAACUAAUGAGAAGGAUGACAAGAAUAGCAGCUUUGGAUGCAUGUCUCCACCAGAGAACAUCUACUGGUCAAAGACUGUGUACUGACUCAUGCUCACUAUAAUCAAUAGAGAUAAAUAUGUGGCAGACAGUACAGUGGUAAAUACAUUUCAUUCUAUUUAGAAUUAUUUAUUAUUUUGUUAGAAACUGGAACUCAAACUAACCCAAAGUAAGGCUUGCUGCCUUCAUGUUGAAUUGCUCACAUGUACAGAGAUUUAUGGAUUUUUUUUGCCUCUGUUUUUUGUCAUCAUUGUUGGCUGGUCUGAUCUAAUCUACCACAUUCCGGAUUUCUUGUAGAAAUAAUACAUGGGAAACUUAGUUAGUAGGUAGCCCUAGGUUUAAAGAACUGGAUUAGUAAUCAGACGAUAGCUGGUUUGAGAUCAGCAAUUGUCUGGCAUCUCCUCCUUUGAGUGGUAAUGCCAGUAUCUGGCAGAAGUGUUUUUGUAUGAUCCCUGGCAUGAAUAAGCAUAGAAAAUGGAGAAAAUAAUAAAACUGAGCAAACCUUUAGAACAUUAAUUUGUUCCAAUCCAUACAUGACUUGAUUUUCACAAGCAGUGGGACUGUGUUUAUGGUUUUACUUGCUUUGCAUACACAAAAGUCACUCUGUUGCAGGCAACUUUGGAUGUGGGCUGUGGUCUCCCCACCCAUUUAGAAGUUAGAAAUGGUACAGCCCAGAGGUCCUUGUUUUAACCCUUUGAUGUGCAGUGUGGGUCAGGAGAUACCCAUUUUCCAUUGGAUUUGGGUUACUUUUGACCCAUAUUGUGCAUCAAAGAGUUAAAUCUUAGCCUGGGAUCUUUCCAUGUGGAGUUUGCAUGUUCUCCCUGUGCACUGAAGGUUCUCACUGGGUUCUCCAGCUUCCUCCCACAGUCCAAAGACAUGCUAAGGUUAAUUGGUGAUUCUAAAUUAUCCGUAGGUGUGAAUGUGAGUGUUUGUCUGUUUCUGUUUGUGAAUUGCACUGUGGAAUGGUACCCCAACACCAUGGCCAUCUUUAGAUGACUGUCAGUUGGGAUAGGGUUAGAUAGAUGAGGGCUGUGCUGCUGUACUCACCUUCAUACACCUUGAAAAUGUGUACAAAAGGUUGUAUUUUAAAGUACACUGUCCAACUGUGUCCUUGCAUGACAAAUCACACAAUUGAAAAUGUUGUUGUAUUAAGGCUAAUUUCCUCCUCCCUGUUACUAAAACCAACAAGUUUCAGUGGAACGAUUGGAGCUGUUCUGGCAUUUUGGGUAAUUUUAACUUUGUUGAGUUAACAAAUGUUUUAUGAUAAGAGAAAUCAUUUAGUAUCGGAUCGAUCAUUGUUUGUCUUUGCAUUUUUAUAUAUUCCUACUAAAGUGAUACUAGAAUUGUUAUUCUGUUCAAAAUGAAGAAAACCAAAGAAUUUAAUCCCAAUUAUAUUUGUUGUGACCUUUAAUUUAAAAGUGAUCAGUACAAAUUCAUCUCAAUAAAAAAUCUCUGAACUGA